This is a messenger RNA of Drosophila gunungcola (fruit fly), 2223 nucleotides long. RefSeq names its product pickpocket protein 28 (gene ppk26). Gene Ontology annotation, molecular function: ligand-gated sodium channel activity. Gene Ontology annotation, biological process: sodium ion transmembrane transport. Lineage: Eukaryota; Metazoa; Arthropoda; Insecta; Diptera; Drosophilidae. The transcript has 6 exons. Bases 237 to 2030 code for a protein of 597 amino acids. The record is from RefSeq and is a predicted model, not a curated record. Gene Ontology annotation, cellular component: membrane.
AAUUACGCCAGCUUAGCGAAAUGAAGUAAUUGAAAGCGCCACCGAAAACGCCACCUACCCACGCCGAAAAUACGUGGAAUCGUAUGCGUGCCGCAGUCGCAAUCCUCCAGGGGCUCUCCACCAUCCAAAGAGGAGCUCCCAGGACAGCCGCACCUCGCCGCACGGCGUAUAUAAAAGCCGGAGUCUUGCGUGCGCAGCGCUGACUUAGUCAACGUACCUCUAGCACGCCGGACCGGAUGUCGACGGACAGCACACAGCCCCAUACGCCCAGUCACGAGGUGGCGGUCCGUCCACUGCCCUCGGCCGCCAACCAGUGGAAGCGGGCCGCUCUGAUGGCCCGCAUGGCGCCGGCAUUCCGCGAAACCGUAUCCGACGACAGCGAGGACGAGGUGGACACCAAAAAGCAGAUCAAGUACGGCAGCGGCUUCCAGGCGGCCAAGGCCAUCAUUCACGAGUAUUGCGACUACACGACUAUCCAUGGCAUCCGGUAUCUGGGCGAGAAGAAGCGACCCUGGCUGGAGAGACUAUUCUGGAUCAGUGUCCUCGUCCUGUCGGUCUUCACCUGCGUCAAGCUGACCCUCAAUAUCUGGGACAAGUGGAACAACAAUCCGGUGAUUGUCAGUUUCGCCGAGAAGUCCACGCCCGUGUGGCAGAUCCCUUUUCCCUCCGUCACCGUUUGUCCGGAGACUAAGACUCGCCGUGGGAUAUUCAACUUCACGGAUUCGUAUCACCAGCUCCGCGAUUUCGGGAAUAAUGUCAGUGGCAUAUUGGAACUGACCGAUAAGCAAAAGGGAUUAUAUGGCGCUGUGGCACAGGUUUGUGAGCCACACUUGCAUGAUGUUAACAUAGGAAACAAAACCAGAAGGGGAAUGGAGAUCAUCGAUGCCCUGACGGAGGUAUCUCCUCAUUUCGAUGACACCUAUCUCAAUUGCAAGUGGCGAAAUUCCCCGAUCAAAUGCAAUGAAAUUUUCCACAAAUUUGUGACUGAAGAUGGUGUUUGCUACAGUUUCAACUCACUUAGUCCAGCGGAGAUCUUUCGAGCUGAAGGCAUAAUACCAGACUUUAUAUUCCGCGAGGAGAACCGUCUAUCCAUGGACUGGAAUGUGGAGGACGGCUAUAGCGCCAGUGCUGAUACAUCACCAUAUCCCAAUCGAGUUUUGGGUCCCGGAUCUCGAGCUGGUCUUUAUCUAUUUAUGGGUGGUGCGGAGAUCGAUUUCGAUGACUUGUGCCGUGGUCCCGUUCAGGGUUUCAAGAUUUUGUUACACACUCCUGGAGAUGUGGCCCAAGUGUCCAAGCAGUAUUUCCGCAUACCCUUUGACCAGGAAGUGCUCAUUUCCAUACGUCCCAAGAUCAUCACCACUUCGGAUGGUCUAAAGCACUAUGAACCCAAUCGGCGGCAGUGUUAUUUUCAGAAGGAACGAGAACUGCGCUACUUUAACAUCUAUUCGCAGAGUAAUUGCGAACUGGAGUGCCUGGCUAAUUUCACUUUGAGCAAGUGCGGCUGCGUCAAGUUCUCUAUGCCACGCAAUGUCAAUAUGCCUGUUUGUGGUGAUGCCAGCUUGAAGUGCUAUAACCAAGCGGAAGACGAGCUGCUACUCAGGGAAUUUACCCAGGGAUUGGAAAAUUCAGGGGAAAACUCUCGGGGUGAAACGGAGUGCAAUUGUCUACCAUCAUGCACAUCUAUCGCCUACGAGGCUGAAAUCUCCCAAGCUGAUUUUGACUACAAAACAGUGAUUAAUCGAGAUACGCCGGAGGGCAAAGAGGAGCAUGCUAAGAGACAAGGAAUGAAGAUGUCCCGAGUAUCGAUCUUCUUCAAGGAGGCCCAGUUCUUGACUUCUCGGCGCUCCGAGCUUUACGGUACCACCGACUUCCUUGCCAAUUGUGGUGGCUUACUUGGUCUCUUCAUGGGUGUCUCCAUGUUGAGCAUAGUUGAGCUGAUAUACUUCUGCACAGUGCGGCUCAUUUCCAAUCUGAGGAUGCGCCGCAAGACGCGCAAGGAGCUGCUGAAGGCGGUCAACAAGGAUGCCUAAUCGGAGGACCUCCUGCACAACCCAUUAAUAACACAGAGUGCUGCACUGGGGGUCAAAGUCGAGCUGACUCUGCUGCUCCGUGUUUGUGUUGCGUUAAAUGUUAAAUCUGCAAACAAUGAAAAUAAAGUUGUACUCAGCACUAGACGGCAGUCUAAAUGCAGUCCUCUGUCUGUCUGUUCCGAUACGACCCGCA